Molecule: messenger RNA, 1757 nt
Organism: Myodes glareolus (Bank vole)
Lineage: Eukaryota; Metazoa; Chordata; Mammalia; Rodentia; Cricetidae
Source: RefSeq, a predicted model, not a curated record
CGGAGCACGGAGAGAGGGCCCCGCGGGCGUACGCCUCCGCCGGCCACCGUCUCCCCACAGUGACCCGUGCGAGUGCGGCCGGACGGCAGGUUUGAUAAUGGGCUGCAUUAAAAGUAAAGAAAGCAAAAGCCCAGCCAUUAAAUAUACACUGGAAAACCCUCUAGAGCCUGUAAGCACAAGUGCCAGUCAUUAUGGAACGGAACACACUACAGUUACCCCAACCUCUUCCACAAAGGGAACAUCUGUCAAUUUUAACAGUCUUUCCAUGACACCAUUUGGAGGGUCCUCUGGAGUGACUCCUUUUGGAGGAGCAUCUUCCUCAUUCUCAGUGGUGCCAAGUUCAUAUCCUCCAGGUUUAACAAGUGAUGUCACUAUAUUUGUGGCCUUGCAUGAUUAUGAAGCUAGAACUACAGAAGACCUUUCCUUUAAGAAGGGUGAAAGAUUUCAAAUAAUUAACAAUACGGAAGGAGACUGAUGGGAAGCAAGAUCAAUUGCUACCGGAAAAAAUGGUUAUAUCCCUAGCAAUUAUGCCACACCUGCAGAUUCCAUUCAGGCAGAAGAAUGGUAUUUUGGAAAAAUGGGGAGAAAAGAUGUUGAAAGAUUACUUCUGAAUCCUGGGAAUCAGCGAGGUAUAUUCUUAGUCAGAGAAAGUGAAACCACUAAAGGUGCUUAUUCCCUCUCUAUUCGUGACUGGAAUGAGGUAAGGGGUGACAAUGUGAAGCAUUACAAAAUCAGGAAACUUGACAACGGUGGAUACUGCAUCACUACCAGAGCUCAGUUUGAUACUUUGUAGAAACUGGUGAAGCACUACACAGAACAUGCUGAUGGUUUAUGCCACAAGUUAACAACUGUGUGUCCAACUGUGAAACCCCAGACUCAAGGUCUAGCAAAAGAUGCUUGGGAAAUCCCUCGAGAAUCUUUGCAACUGGAGGUUAAACUGGGUCAAGGAUGCUUUGGUGAAGUGUAGAUGGGAACAUGGAACAGAGCCACAAAGGUAGCAAUCAAAACCCUGAAGCCAGGUACAACGAUGCCAGAAGCUUUCCUUCAAGAAGCUCAGAUAAUGAAAAAAUUAAGACAUGAUAAACUUGUUCCAUUGUAUGCAGUUGUUUCUGAAGAGCCAAUUUAUAUUGUCACAGAGUUUAUGGCAAAAGAGAGCUUGUUAGAUUUCCUUAAAGAAGGAGAUGGAAAAUAUUUGAAACUUCCACAGCUGGUUGAUAUGGCUGCUCAGAUUGUUGAUGGUAUGGCGUAUAUUGAAAGAAUGAAUUAUAUUCACCGAGAUCUCCAAGCUGCUAAUAUUCUUGUAGGAGAAAAUCUUGUAUGCAAAAUAGCAGAUUUUGGCUUAGCAAGAUUAAUUGAAGACAAUGAGUACACAGCAAGACAAGGUGCAAAAUUUCCAAUCAAAUGGACAGCGUCUGAGGCUGCAUUGUAUGGUCGGUUUACUAUAAAGUCAGAUGUGUGGUCAUUUGGAAUUCUACAGACAGAAUUGGUAACAAAGGGGAGAGUACCGUAUCCAGGUAUGGUAAACUGUGAAGUGCUGGAACAAGUAGAGCGAGGGUACAGGAUGCCUUGCCCUCAGGGCUGUCCAGGAUCCCUCCAUGACUUGAUGAAUCUUUGUUGGAAGAAGGACCCUGAUGAGAGACCAACAUUUGAAUAUAUUCAGUCCUUCUUGGAAGACUACUUCACUGCUCCAGAGCCACAGUACCAACCAGGAGAAAAUUUAUAAUCCAAGUAGCCUGUGUGUGCAGAUCUGCCAAAAC